UGUAACCGCAAAUGCGAUCGAGAAGGAUUAGAUUAUUAACAAAAACAAUGGCAGAGACCCAAUUUUCAAAUUUUGCGCUUCACCUUUUAUUGAUUCCUUACUUUAACUGCACUGUUUCUGAAACGCGCAAGACCAGAAACUUCUUCUUCCUCUCUCUCUGCUACACUCCACUCUUAGCUUCUCUCUCUCUCUCUUAAGUCACAGCCAGAGGAUUUUGCCUUUUUUUAAAGUGGGGUUUCUCUGUAACAUUCUCAUCCACAAUCCAAUUUCCCCAUUUUUAAAUGCUCUUUUGGAAUCUCAAGAGUAAAUUUGGCAGAGUUAUCUUCUUCUAUUUUGCUUCCCACUGCUCGCAGUGAUAACAAUGAGAGGACGACGAGGCAAUUUCCCAUUUCAUUUGCCUUCCAUUUUCUUCCUUCUUCUCACUCUCUCAUGGGUUCCUCGACCCAGUUUCCAGCAGCAACCCAUCAAAACCGUGGUGGUUUUGGUUAUGGAGAAUCGUUCCUUCGAUCACAUGAUUGGAUGGAUGAAGAAAUACAUCAACCCAAAAAUCAAUGGCGUCACUGGAGACGAAUGCAACCCUGUUUCAACAAAGAAUCCCAACCCUGAAACGAUUUGCUUCUCUGAUGAUGCCGAGUUUGUAGAUCCGGAUCCGGGCCAUUCAUUUGAAGACGUGUUGCAGCAGGUAUUUGGCUCUAAUUCCAUUCCUUCCAUGUCUGGCUUUGUGGAACAGGCUCUUUCAAUGUCACCAAAUCUCUCUGAAACUGUCAUGAAAGGCUUCAAGCCUGAAGCUGUGCCCAUUUAUGGAGCUUUAGUUCGUGAAUUUGCAGUGUUUGAUAGGUGGUUCUCUUCAAUUCCUGGCCCAACUCAACCAAAUAGACUCUUUGUUUAUUCUGCAACUUCUCAUGGUUCAACAAGCCAUGUGAAGAAGCAAUUAGCUAUGGGUUAUCCCCAGAAAACCAUUUUUGAUUCACUACAUGAGAAUGGUAUCAACUUUGGAAUUUACUUCCAGAACAUACCCACUACUCUGUUCUAUAGAAACUUGAGGAAAUUGAAGUACAUUUUCAAGUUUCAUCAGUAUGAUUUGAAGUUCAAAAAGGAUGCUAGAAAUGGAAAACUCCCCAGCUUAACUGUGAUUGAGCCACGGUAUUUUGAUCUUGUGGGAAUGCCUGCAAAUGAUGAUCAUCCAUCUCAUGAUGUUGCAAAUGGGCAAAAGCUAGUGAAAGAGGUUUACGAGACUCUGAGGGCUAGCCCACAGUGGAAUGAAACCCUUUUGAUAAUAACUUACGAUGAGCAUGGUGGAUUUUUUGACCAUGUCAAGACUCCUUUUGUCAAUGUCCCUAAUCCUGAUGGAAACACUGGCCCUGCUCCUUAUUUCUUCAAGUUCGAUAGGCUUGGAGUUCGUGUGCCAACAAUCAUGGUCUCGCCUUGGAUUAAGAAAGGAACUGUAAUAAGCAGUCCAAAGGGUCCAACUUCAAACUCUGAGUUUGAGCAUUCCUCAAUCCCUGCUACCAUAAAGAAAAUAUUCAAUCUCCCCUCUAACUUCCUGACUCACAGAGAUGCUUGGGCCGGGACAUUCGAGGACAUUGUUGAUCAGCUAAACUCGCCACGAACCGACUGCCCAGUAACCUUGCCUGAAGUGACACCUUUGAGGAAGACAGAAGCAAAUGAAAACAGUGGAUUAUCUGAGUUUCAGAGCGAGGUUGUACAGUUAGCUGCUGUUCUGAACGGCGACCAUUUCCUGAGUAGUUUCCCUAAUGAAAUAAGCGAGAAGAUGACGGUGAAGGAAGCACACGAUUACACUAGAGGAGCUGUUUCAAGGUUCAUCAGAGCAAGCAAAGAGGCCAUCAAGUUGGGUGCUGAUGAAUCUGCCAUUGUGGAUAUGAGAUCUUCCCUUACUACAAGAUCAUCAAUCCACAACUGAAAGCAUUCAUCGAGGGUAUAAAACCUACACGGCUACAUGAAUUCUUAUCCCUUACAAGCUAGAUUUUAGGAGUUGAGAGCAAGUGUAACUAUGUUUCAUACGCUGAAGCUAUAUUGUUGUUUUUGUGUGCAUUCACGUGUAUUAAAGAGUGUCUAAAGGGUUUUUGUAGAUGACUUGUAAGAAAAACUCAAGUAAUCACUACUCACUAGUGCGUUCAUUAUAAGAGUUAACAGAUUUUCUAA
Molecule: messenger RNA, 2163 nt
Organism: Benincasa hispida (wax gourd)
Lineage: Eukaryota; Viridiplantae; Streptophyta; Magnoliopsida; Cucurbitales; Cucurbitaceae
Gene: NPC6
Product: non-specific phospholipase C6
Biological process (GO): phospholipid catabolic process
Molecular function (GO): hydrolase activity, acting on ester bonds
Source: RefSeq, a predicted model, not a curated record